CAUCUCGUUAUUUUCUAGAUGCAAUCACCUUUUUGUUUGCGUUUGUUCCUGACAGUUAUACGAAGGUCACAUAUACGUACGUUUGAAAAUUCAAUGCAACAGACUUAAUGGCCGCUGGAAAGUCGUGAGCAGCGAUUCGCCCGGCGGCUCUCCACAUUCGUGCGUUUCGUCUUAGCGCGCGUUACAACGCGAUUAGGCACAAGUAACGCGUCGCCGAGAUCAUAGCUAUCCUUCUUAUGCCGUCAUUUUGCUAGAUAAUCAAUCAUGGAGCAAGAUACAGAAUAUAUGAAAUUACCUCUGGAGGAACGUUGUGUGCACAAGUCUUGGAGGGCGCGUUUGCAUGGUUACGAGGAAUGUGUGAAGACGUUCCAAUGUAUCGACGACGAGAAAUCGGCGGAGUGGAACAAAUAUGUAGGCUUCAUCAAGAAGUUUGUGGUGGACAGCAACGCAGCGGCGCAGGAGAAAGGAUUGGAGGCGACGCUGGCCUUUGUGGAGAACGCUGCGGUGGCUGGCAAGAUAGUCGGUGAGGUGAUGAGCGGCAUCGUGUCGAAAUGCAUCGCCGCGCCGAAAGCAAAGACUAAGGAGCUGGCGGUGCAGAUCACGUUGAUGUACAUGGAGAUCGAGAAACACGAGGCGGUACAGGAAGAACUGCUACGCGGCACAGAGGCGAAGAAUCCCAAAAUCGUGUCCGCGUGUAUCGCCACGUUGACUUUAGCGCUAAAGGAAUUUGGCCCGAAGGUUGUGAAUAUGAAACCGCUGAUGAAGAAAAUAGCGAAUUUCCUGGAGGAUCGGGAUAAAACGGUGCGUGAAGAGAGCAAAGCGAUGGUAGUGGAGAUGUAUCGUUGGAUAGGCGAUCGUCUAAAGCAACAACUCAACACAUUGAAACCAGUACACAUCACAGAAUUAGAGGCGGAAUUUAAUAAUUUGUCUGAUAACAAAGUGAUACCUACGCGUUACCUGCGCUCGCAGAGGCCGAAGACCGUCAGCAGUGGCACGGUAGCAGAUGCGGCAGUAAGUGACAACGGUGAAGAAGACAACGAAGACGGCGAUGGCUCUUCUGUGCCGGAUAUAGACCCGUACGACUUGUUGUCACCCGUGGACAUCUUGUCGAAGUUGCCGAAAGACUUCUACGAAAAGGUUGAGGCGAAGAAGUGGCAAGAACGUAAGGAAGCGUUGGAGGCGCUUGAGACGCUUGUAAAGAAUCCAAAAUUGGAAAACGGUGAUUAUGGCGACGUGGUACGUGCUCUGAAGAAGAUUAUUUCGAAGGAUACGAAUGUGCUAGUGGUCACAUUGGCUGGUAAGUGUCUGGCUGGUCUCGCGUCAGGCCUGAAGAAGCGUUUCCAGCCGUACGCUGGUGUCUGCCUUCCUGCGAUCUUGGAGAAAUUCCGCGAGAAGAAGCAGACGGUGGUACAAGCGUUGCGCGAAGCCGCCGACGCUAUUUACCAGAGCAUCAACAUCGAGCAGAUCUUGGAGGACACUCUCGCUGCGUUGGAAAACAAAAAUCCCGCGGUGAAGGCUGAAACGACUGCUUUUCUGGCUCGUUGCUUCACUCGCACGCCACCGGACAUGCUGAAUAAGAAGUUACUGAAGGCGUAUUCCGGCGUACUGCUGAAGACGCUGAAUGAGCCGGAUCCAACAGUGCGUGACAACUCGGCGGAGGCAUUGGGCACAGCGAUGAAGCUGAUCGGUGAGCGAGCGAUGAUGCCGUUUCUCACGGACAUUGACAAUCUAAAAAUGACAAAAAUCAAGGAAUGCGCGGAAAAGGCGACGAUCGUCGUUAAGGUAUCGGGCGCGACGAAGAAAGCAGCUGUGGAUCGACCUAAUACUGCACCGGCAAAGGUAGAAGCAAUGAAGGUGACGAACAAGGAGAGCAAGGAUAAGAAAGCCAACGCUACCAAGAGACCUAACAGCAGCCACACCGCCGCAAACAAGAAGUCAGCAGCUAAGAAACCCAGUGCAUCGUCGACGAAUUUGGCGCCGUCCAAGAAGCAGCCGACCGAGAGGAGCUACAGCCCCGAAGAGGUCGACGAGUUAGCGGUACAGCUGUUACCGGCCGAGGUAAUCUCAGGCCUGAUGGACAGCAACUGGAAGAUGCGUUUAACGGCGGUCACGCAGCUGUUGGACGUGGUGAAAAGCAUGGAUCCGGUCGAAGUGUCCGCGCAGGUGAUCGUGCGCACGAUGGCGAAGAAGCCCGGCUUCAAGGACACGAACUUUCAGGUACUGAAGCUGCGUAUUGAAGUGGUCAAGCAUCUGGCCGAGUGUCAUCCGUUCUCGGUCACCGUAGCCGAGUACUGUCUUGUGGAUAUUGCGGAGAAGCUGGCGGAUUCGAAGAACAGCGCGAUCGCCGCGGAGACGCUACUAGCGAUUGCUGAGGCCACGAGCUUUGAGCAUGUUGCGGACGAGAUAGUCGCUUAUGCAUUCAAUCAGAAGAACCCGAAGGUGCAGCAGGAGACGCUGCUGUGGCUAUGCCGUGGCCUCGCAGACUUCGGCUGCUGUCUCAACGUCAAGUCCAUCAUUGAGCACGUGAAGCGCGCGGUGGCGGCAACUAAUCCCGCCGUGCGAACUGCCGCUAUAACACUCUUAGGUACGCUCUAUCUGUACGUGGGUAAGCUGUUGUUAUCGUUCUUCGACAAUGAGAAGCCGGCGUUGAAGCAGCAGAUCGAACAAGAGUGCGAGAAGCGCAGCGGCGAGACGCCGCCGGCGCCUGUUCGCGGCGCCAAGGCCAAGAAGGCAGGCAGCAACAAUGUUCAGAAUGACGAGGAUGACGACGAAGAUUCUGCGGAAUUGUCGGACAAGAAACAGCCGUUGGCCGCCGGUAACAGCGAGCAAGAUCUAAUUAAUGAUCUGAUACCUCGUGUUGAUAUCAGUAGCCAGAUUACGGAUGGGCUUUUAGCUGAGUUGGCUGACAAGAAUUGGAAAGUACGUAACGAAGGUUUGCAAAAAGUGAACUCUUUACUCAGCGAGGCCAAAUACAUCAAGCCCAACAUCGGCGAUCUGCCACAGGGCUUGGCGUUGCGCUUGGUCGACAGUAACAGCAAAAUCGCACAAUCGACUUUAGGUAUAUGUGAGACGUUGGCGACGGCCGUCGGUGCGCUGGUAAAGCAACAUGUCCGCAUCCUGUUUCCCGGGUUCUUGCAGUGCUUGGGUGACAGCAAGAACUGGAUCAGAACAGCUGCAAUUUCCUGCAUCAAUAUCUGGGGGGAUCAAUGUGGUUACAAGGAGUUCUUCGAUGGCGAGAUGAUAGGGGACGCUUUGAAGGCAGGCUCGCCGAUGCUUCGCGCUGAGCUUUGGAAUUGGUUGGCGCAGAAGUUGCCUACAAUACCUGUGAAGCAGAUUCCCAAGGAAGAGCUACUUGUGUGCCUUCCAUAUCUGUUCGCUAAUCUGGAGGACCGCAAUUCUGAUGUGAGAAAGAACGCUCAGGAAGCUGUUCUCGGGUUCAUGAUUCAUUUCUCGUAUGAGGCAAUGGUUAGAAACACUGAAAAAUUAAAGCCUGGUUCGAGGACUGUAGUACUUGCUGUAUUGGACAAAGCUCGUCCUAGUUUACCUGUGAAACCUCUGCCCAAGAAAGAACCUUCGGACGAGAAUAUCCAGAAGGGUGCCGCCAAGGGUGCAAAAGUGGCAAAAGUGGUUAAACCGAAGGGCGCAUCAUCAAAAGCGCUGGGCAGUGCUCGCAAAAAGGAUGACGACGUGGAUACCAGUCCUCUGUUGGUGGUCAACAAUUUGAAGCACCAACGCGUGAUUGACGAGCAGAAGCUGAAGGUGCUCAAGUGGAAUUUCACCACUCCUAGAGAAGAAUUUGUCGAGCUUCUGAAGGAACUUAUGGCUACGGCGAAUGUUAACAAGACAUUAAGAGCGAAUAUGUUCCAUUCUGAUUUCCGAUAUCAUCUGAAAGCCAUUGAAGCACUCACCGAGGAUUUACCUGGGAAUAGCAAAGCACUGGUAUCUAAUCUGGAUCUCAUCCUCAAGUGGUUGACAUUGCGAUUCUUCGAUACUAAUCCUUCUGUGCUCUUGAAAGGACUGGAUUACCUGCAGCUGGUUUUCAAUUUAUUGAUAGAAGAUCAAUACCAUAUGUUAGAAACUGAAGCGGCAUCAUUUAUUCCUUAUCUUAUCAUCAAAAUAGGAGAUCCGAAGGAUGCCGUGCGCAAUGGCGUGCGAGCGCUGUUUAGGCAAAUCGCUCUAGUGUACCCUGUGAGCAAGUUGUUCUCGUACGUGAUGGAAGGCCUGAAAUCGAAGAACGCGCGACAACGAACAGAAUGCCUGGAUCAAUUAGGAUCGCUAAUUGAGAAUUACGGAGUUUCUGUCUGCCAACCCAGUCCGUCUGCGGCGUUGAAGGAAGUGGCGAAACAAAUAGCGGAUCGCGACAAUUCCGUUCGUAACGCCGCUCUCAAUUGCAUCGUUCAGGCUUAUUUCCUGCAAGGAGAACGUGUAUUCAAGCUCAUUGGUCAAAUAUCGGAGAAAGAUAGAUCGUUGUUGGACGAGCGCAUCAAAAGAGCGGCAAAGAAUCGUCCUACGAAAUCUGCGUCCGCCAACAAGCUUUCGACGCCUGUAGUUACAGCUUCCAGUCCUCCCACGGACGACAUGGAGGCGGAUUACGAAGAGGAGCAGGAGGAGAUUCCUGAGGUGGUGGAGUCGGUGCCAGAAUUGCCAAUAGCCACGAACACUGAUAAUAAUCCGGAGAAACAGGUGCUACUUUCUGUUGAUGUUCAGUCCACUUCUGAACCAUGCCAGGAAAUUGCCAGCGAUCUCAACAUCGAUAAUGCACAAAAUUGUGUACCCGAUAACGAUUGUGACAAUUCGACAAAGAAUUCUCCCACAUCUACUCAAACGAAAGUCUCAGGUCCUUUUGGAUUAGAUAUGGAAUUUUUGCAAAGGAUCGAACUGAGUGCACCGGUAAAAUAUCGUAAUCCGAUAUUACUGGAGCCCAGUUUGUCGGAUCUAAACGAAGCUCCGAUUAAUAUGUUGAAUACACCAAAAACACAAAUGAUACCGAUUUCACCACCAAAGUUGUUGGUGUCAAAGUCAGCAUCUGCUGUAUCACCUACUGCCAGUAGUCACGAUGACAUGUUGGAGCGCAACAUCUUAUCCAUGGCUAGUAUGGACUUGCCCACUGCGAUACAAUCUAUGAACAGCAUAGAAAACUUAUUGAAGUCCCAUCAAGCGGCCAGUUUACAAUCCAAAGAAGAUAAAUUCAUCGGUUCGAUAAAUAUGCAACUAAAGUUGUUGCAGACGUAUCCAUUACGCCAGGAAAACGUGGACGUAUCCAGAGGCUUUAGAAAUACGUUCUUGGUUAUACUUGUGUUUUAUGACACUGGAUAUCUUGGAAAAAACGUUACUUUCAUGCACUUGAAAGAAUUAGUAGAUCAAAUGAUAAGUUUGCUCGCUGAAAACAAAUUGGAACAUUUGCAUCAGGCCGGAGCUUAUUAUAGAGUGAUUAACAACAUCAUGGUGAAGAUUAUCGACAAUUCUAAUCAUACUACUAUUAUAUGCGUGUUAAUUAAAUUGCUUCAUUCCUGCGCCGAGUCAAAUGUUCCUUCUAAGUACGAGGAAUUGGUGAUGAAGUGUCUGUGGAAAAUUGUAAAAACGAUGUCGAAUUGGGCACCCGACUUGGAUUAUGAUACGAUACUCUUGGAAGUGCAUCGCUUUCUAAAGGACUAUCCCACUACGUGGUGGAAGAAACAGAAAUCUGACACUCCAUUACGAACAGUCAAAACUGUCCUCCACAGCAUGACCAGAGUGAAAGGCAGUACGAUACUUAAUCAUUUGACGUUGAUAAACAACACUAAUGAGUCUGAAUUGCAUGCAUACUUAAUAAGAUUAAUCGCGAGUCUUAAGCCAGAUGAGAUUAAUGCUACAGCAAAAUUAAACCCGAAAUCAAAUAAUAUGGGUAGGACGCCGAAACAUCUGUCCAAAUCCACUCGACAACAGUUGGCGGAAAUAUUUAAGAAAAUUGGAUCAAAAGAGCAAAUGCAAGAAGGUUUGACACAGUUAUACGACUUUAAGCUUCAAUACCCCGAAGCUGACGUGCAACCGUUUCUAGUGAAAUCUCAUCAAUUUUUCCAAGACUUUAUCGAGCAGGGACUUAGGCAGAUCGAUCAGGCGCGCAAGAGUCAGAGCAUCUUGUCACAAGCUAACAAUCAGUAUUCUCUGGAAACCACCGAGUCACCGUCAGCGGGUUCCGAAGACAAGGAUAUGAUGGACCCGAUGCACAGACUUGAGAAACUACGAGCUCUUGAAGCGCAAUGUAGAACGACUUCGCAGCCGAACCCACCAUGAACAAUAUUGCGCGCGUAUAUGAAAAUUAUAGGUAAGUGACACACACAACACACACACACACAUACACACACACACACACACACACAUAUAUAUAUAUAUAUAUAGCAAGCAUACUCGUUUAACAUCCUCAUUCGCGUCUCAAAACAUACAAUUUUGUUUCGUCAUCUACCUUUUCGUUCUUUUUAUUUUUACAACACUAAGUUUCCGACGAAGUGAGUUGCCAGUUGAUUUUCCGAGUACAAAUCUCAUCCCCCAUUUGUGUCGCUAAACGUCUUCAUCCAAAAAAAAGAGAUGCGUGUUAUUUAUUCACGUUGAGUUUAGUGAUGCUCGUGCUCAUACGAUUUGCCUUUAGCAGCAGACGUUUUCGAGCGAGCAAAUUGCAGGAAAUAAGUUAACGAGCGGUUAAACGCAUACUGACACAAAUUACAUUAUCAUACAUUAUCCUACUUUCCGAUUAUAGUUGCUGUGUAACAACACGUUACGUCCCCGUUAAUGAUAAUAUUGCGUGCUAACGAUAAUGUUUGUUCUUUCUUCCGUAUAGUAGUUAUGUAUAGUUGAUAAUGUCAAUAAUUAUAUACGUAAGAUUAAUUAUAUACGUAGAGUGUUCCUCAAUAUGCGGGUAUAAUUUUUGCAGGUAAAUCCAGCAUGAGAGAAUAAUUGAAAGAUUCAUGCGAACAUCUCUUCUGUUCUACCCAUCCUUACGCUGUAUAAUUUAUUUGUUUCAAACACUCAGAGCAAUCCAUCAUUCCGCACUUUAUUCUCCCGAUGGAAAAUUGCGGAUAUUAAUAUGAAUAUUUGUUUCGAUAGUGAUAUUGAUAUGUUCAUUAGACAAUAUGUAGAUUAAUGUAUUUAAUAGUCAGGUAGGAUAGAUGUUCGCGUGAACUUUUUUUCACUAUUUCUGCUGGAUAUACUUCCGAAGUUAUUACCCAUGUACUGGGAUACAUGUCGUGUAACAUGUAUGCAUAAGUACACAAAAGGCGCGAUUCGAAUAAAAUUGUAAUCAUGUGUCAUCGUUGCAACUUGAUUUUGCAAUCGCGUUUUACGUUAUUUCCAAAAAUAAAUUUUUUCUAUUUUGAACAUUUGACAUUAAAUUGUCGGUAUUUCGUCGUUGCUUUCGUGGAGGAACUGUACCUACUUCCUCGUGAAUAUCACUCGGUUCCUUAAGCGUUAUGGCAUUUAAGAAAAGCAUUACUGUAGAAUUAAAAUUAUUUUCUUAUAUAUCUGUAUCGGACUUCAGAAUCAAGAUUUUCAAAGCGGUCUGAUAAAGCCCAAGAGAUAAGAUAAAUUUACACGGUACCUGUCCAAAUAUUAUGAUUAUUAACGAUAUAAAAGGACAAAAAUAGCAAUUUUUGUAGAAUUUUUCUCACGUGAGAAAUAUAUCAGAACAUACACGGCGGAGUUUUCGCGAGAGCAACGACUAUCUAUUAUCUAUCGAGACGCAAAUCUGUUAUAUCCCAGUUAGUAUUUAUUAAUAAGACCGUAUGAUAACGUAUCGGUCGUAGUGAUCAGCAUCGUUAUCGACGCUUAUUAACUCGGUGUAAUGAUUGCCGUUGAGCCGCAUAAAACUCGUAACUCAAGCAAAUUCAGAAUAAAAUGUCACGUUGGACCUUUAUUGUAUGGAAAUUUUUUUUUGAGUGAUUCGCUCGAUGACCAGUGACAGAAAUUGACUGAUCGAAUGUUGCAAAUUAAUUGAUCAGUCGUGCAGUUACGCACUUAUUCUAUAAUUUCAAUCACAUUGACUACUCGAUUUUACUACGAAUUAAUAAAUCGCUUGAUUUAUUACAAGUUGAAUAUUGCAUGAUUUUUUGCUAAUUAAGUGCUAAUUACUCAACUUUCACAUGUUAAGUAAUUAUUACAGAUAGAGUACAAAGUCUAAUAAAUUUACAAGUAGGAAUAAUUAAUAAUUAUUGUAGUAAUUUACGAAUAUGCAACAGAAAUAAAACAUUACAAAAUAGAAUAUAUAUUAAAGUACUGCAAAUAUCUCUGUUCUACUUAAUAUUUUUAUUAAUAUCGAGUUAAAUAGAUCAUGAUUAUGUAAACAUUUCGUUUUUCAUUUAUACGCGUAUUCGUACCUAAGAUGAUGUUACGAGAUUUUUGCGACUCUCUAUUGAAAAAUAUAUCUACCUUUCUAUUAUUGGUGCAGAGGAAAGAGAAAAAAGAACAUAGCAAAUAUCUACUCUUAAGCGAGUCACCCAGAUCAAACAGGCUUUACGAAUACCCUUCUAUCUAAUACAGUACACGAAUCGACUCGUUGCUAUAUUUGAGAACUUAUCGCUUUCUGAACACUUAUAUUCUGUAGUGUAAAUAGGACAUGUAUAUAUUAUACACGUAACUAAUAAAAGAAUAUUCGACGAAA
Molecule: messenger RNA, 8629 nt
Organism: Harpegnathos saltator (Jerdon's jumping ant)
Lineage: Eukaryota; Metazoa; Arthropoda; Insecta; Hymenoptera; Formicidae
Gene: msps
Product: msps cytoskeleton-associated protein 5
Exons: 20
Coding region: 265-6273 (2002 amino acids)
Biological process (GO): microtubule polymerization; establishment or maintenance of microtubule cytoskeleton polarity; spindle organization
Molecular function (GO): microtubule plus-end binding; microtubule plus end polymerase activity
Source: RefSeq, a predicted model, not a curated record